Rotaria sp. Silwood2 is the source of this 450-nucleotide messenger RNA. Lineage: Eukaryota; Metazoa; Rotifera; Eurotatoria; Philodinida; Philodinidae. The record is from the annotation of a GenBank genome assembly.
AUGUUUAAAAUUAAUGGUCAUAUGUUAACACAUGAAGAAGAAAAACCACAUAAAUGUCGUGUACCUAAUUGUAAUCGUACAUAUUGUGAUGCACGUUCAUUAAAACGACAUAUUAAAAAUACCCAUCAAGAUAUUUUAGCUGCAAUAUAUCAAGGUGGACAUGAUGAAUAUAAAAAAUUUUUACCUGAAACAGCAUUUGUUAAAACAAAAGAUUUAUCAAUACAUAGUGAAUUUUCAAUUGAUUCUAUUGAUAGUAAUUCUUCACGAUCAUCAAUUGAUAAUGAACAAUCAUUUAAUAUUCGAACAUCAACUGGAACUAAAACUAUGACAACUUAUACAUUUGAUGAAGAAAAAUGUGUUGAAUGUCAAAUUUGUAAAAAAUCAUUUAAAAAUGGUGUUGCACUUAAUGAUCAUAUGCGUUUACAUGGUGAAUUUAUUGAAGUACGUUAA